AUGUUUUAUAAUUUCAGUGGUGCGACACAUUCAAACUUGGUGAUAUGUGACCAGACGGGUAAGGUGGUCGGCAGGUCUAAAGGGCCCGGGACGAACCACUGGUCGUUAGGUAUAGAGGAAUGUGCGCGGAGAGUGAUAGAGAUGCUGCAUGCUGCGAAGAUAGACGCGGGGAUGGCGUUAGAUGAACCGUUGGACUCAUUUGGUCUGACUUUAUCUGGCUGCGAGCAAGAGAGUAGCAACACGGUGCUGGCGGCACGAUUAAAGGAGAAAGAUAAAUCUUGCUCCAGAGAAGUGUUCGUUGCUUCUGAUACAGCCGGGUCUUUAUUUACGGGAGCACCUAGUGGCGGAAUGGUCCUUAUAGCUGGUACUGGAUCGAAUGGAUUAUUACGAACACCUGAAGGACAGCAGUACGGCUGCGGUGGCUGGGGACACUUCCUCGGAGACGAGGGCAGCGCGUACUGGAUAGCCCAUAGAGCUGUAAAAACAGUUUUUGACCAUGAAGAUGGUCUCCGUCCUUCCUUCCACUCCACGGAGCGCGUGUGGGAGGCUGCCAAGGAACACUUCAAUGUGACUUCACAAGCUGAACUCCUACCACACGUGUAUAAACACUUCGAUAAAGCACAAUUCGCUGGAUUGACAUCAAAGCUGUCCCAAUUAGCUUAUGAAGGGGAUGAGCUAGCGCAGCACGUGUUCGCUGAUGCUGGUUCAGCGCUAGCAGCACACGCUGCAGCACUCGCAGAUAAAGCACAGAGGAGGAACGGGAGGGAAAAGGGACAGGGGGAGGGAAUGGAGGAAAACGGAGGAGAACUGAAAACAAUAAGAGUUGUAUGUGUCGGCUCGGUCUGGAAGAGUUGGUCGCUGUUGAAACCUGGGACGCUGAAACAACUCAAUAAGAGACGUAUAACAACAAAUCUUGAAUUUGUUCGUUUGCGUGUAUCGAGCGCUAUUGGAGCUGCCUGGCUCGCUGCUAAGAACGUUGACUUUGAUCUGCCGAGAGACGACAAGACGUACUGCGAGGUGUUCUAUACCUACACACCAAAUAUUAACAAACUAAGUAAAGUGAAUGGUCACAAUGGAAAAGAGAAUGGCGUCGUUGGCUGCGGAUGUAGCGAUUGGUCAUAUUGGAGCUAA
Messenger RNA from Danaus chrysippus (African queen), 1131 nucleotides. The record is from the annotation of a GenBank genome assembly. Lineage: Eukaryota; Metazoa; Arthropoda; Insecta; Lepidoptera; Nymphalidae.